AUGCGCGAUCUGACAUGGGGCCAGCUCAACUUCCUCCACACGACCGACAACCACGGCUGGCUCGGCGGCCACCUCCUUGAGCCGCAGUACUCGGCCGACUGGGGCGACUACGUCUCCUUUGCCGAGCACAUGCGCCGCAAGGCCGACGAGCGCGGUGCCGAUCUUCUCGUCGUCGACACGGGUGACCGCGUCGAGGGCAACGGCCUCUACGACUCCUCGAGCCCCAAGGGCCUCUUCACGUACGACAUCUUCCGCGAGCAACCCGUCGAUAUCCUCUGCACCGGCAACCACGAGCUCUACCAGGCCGACGCCGCCCAGCGCGAGCACGACAUCACGGUGCCCAACUACCGCGAAAACUACAUCGCCAGCAACCUCGAUUACAUCGACCCCAAGACGGGCGACCGCGUGCCCCAGGCUCAGCGGUACCGCAAGUUCAAGACCAAGAACCAGGGGCUCGAGAUUGUCGCGCUAGGGUUCCUCUUCGACUUCACGGGAAACGCAAACAACACCGUCGUUCAACCGGUCGAGGACACUAUCAAGGAGGAAUGGUUCAAGAAGAUGCUGCAGGAGGAGAAGCCCGACCUCUUCGUCGUCAUCGGCCACGUCGGCCUGCGCAUGCCUGAGUUCAAGGCCAUCUUCACCGCCAUCCGCAAGGACAACUGGUUCGCGCCCAUUGCCUUCUUUGGCGGCCAUGCCCACGUCCGCGACGCCCUCAGCUUCGACAAGGACGCAUUCGCGAUGGCUAGUGGGAGAUACGGUGAGACCAUCGGAUGGAUGUCGAUCGACAAUAUCAAGAGGGCCAAGUCCGCCUCCGCCGCCGACGAGAUCUCUGCCGAGGCCGCGCCAGCCGCCACCUUCACGAGGAAAUACAUUGACAACAACCUCUUUGGCCUCUACCACCACACCGGCCUCAAUGAGACGACCUUCCCGACAGAGCACGGCAAGAACGUUACCAAGAUGAUCGAGAAGGCCCGCAAGGCGCUCGAUCUCGACUACAAGUACGGUUGCGCCCCGAAGGACCUGUGGGUGAACCGCGCCCCGUAUCCGAGCGACGACAGCAUCUUCACUUGGCUCGAGACGCAGGUGCUCCCGGAUGUCGUCCACAAGAAGGACCGUAACGACAUCCCGCGCCUGGCCAUCGUCAACACGGGCGGCCUGCGCUUCGACAUUUUCAAGGGCGCUUUCACGAAAGACAGCACCUUCAUCGUGUCGCCGUUUACCAGCACUUUCAAGUACAUCCCUGACGUGCCCUACGGCGUGGCCAAGCGCGUCAUUGACCUGCUCAACAAGGCCGGAAAGAUCCUUGAGGCGACGCAUGAUACCCGUUUCAUGAACAUUCCCGAGAUGAUGUUCCCCAAGGACGAUAUCGUCAUGAUGAAGACGGAACAGGACGGCGAACCCCGCCGCCUCGAGCUCCGCCAAGAGCCCAGCCAACACCGACUGUUCGAUGAGGACGACAAGUCCAAGAAGCCGGACCUAAUCGGCGGAUACACAACCAAGGAUGACAUCGGCACCGACGGCGACGACACGGAGCACUCGUCCAUCAAGUUCUACGAGGUCCCCAACUGCGUGCAGACGGAGAUCGACUUCCCCAAAGAGGGCGAGCCGGAGAAGGUGGAUGUUGUCUUCAUCGACUUUAUCCUGCAGUGGAUCAUUGUCGCCCUCAAGUUCAGUGGCGGCGACUACAGCGAGCAGGACGUGUUGACGUGGUCCGACGAAACGCUGACGUACAAGAUGGGCGAGUGGAUCAGGGAGAACUGGAAGGGAGACUGCUGA
Messenger RNA from Colletotrichum spaethianum, 1776 nucleotides. RefSeq lists its product as uncharacterized. Bases 1 to 1776 code for a protein of 591 amino acids. Gene Ontology annotation, molecular function: hydrolase activity. The record is from RefSeq and is a predicted model, not a curated record. Gene Ontology annotation, biological process: nucleotide catabolic process. The transcript has a single exon. NCBI's taxonomy places the organism in Eukaryota, Fungi, Ascomycota, Sordariomycetes, Glomerellales, Glomerellaceae. Gene Ontology annotation, cellular component: cytosol.